AUGAAGGAUGCUAUUGAGUCCUUUGGUGGUGUACCAGGAGUUAGAGUGAUUCUGUGCGACCUUCCUACUGUUCCUGAUGAUGAUGCACCUAAAUGGGAAGGUAUCAGCUUUAUCAAUAACUUUGCAUAUACCAAUGGUGGAAUACGAACCUGGAGAGAAUAUGGUAUUGGUCCUGGUAAAUUUCUAAAAUGGAGCCACUUUUGUUUGCCAAAACAAUACCUCAACUUAACGUAAUUAAGGAUGCCGCUUCUCCAAAGGCUGACUUUGCUACCAUUAAAGCCAAAAGAAAGCCAAGUAAACCACGAGUUUCAGAAAAGUCAACAGAUGAAGAUAGAGCCUCAGACCACUCAGACGAGGAGAGCGACAGUGGGGAAAACAAGCUGUUUUCUUGCCCAUUCGAAGGCUGUGUAAAAAGUUACCAAAGAUUUUCAUCUCUGCAAAGCCAUGUUGACAUUGGAAAGCACAAGUAUGCAUUAGAACACGAAAAUCUUUUUGAUAAAGCGAUGCUGGAAUACGCCAAAAAGUUAGAAGAAGGCACUAGCGCAGUUCAACAUCCAGAAGCCCAUGGUAUUUCACAAACAUUGGAUUACGUGGAACCUUUGGAAAUCGGAUGGGCGCUAAAGUCGUCAGCUAAAAGAAAACACUUUACUCCUACCCAGAAAGAAUAUCUAACUAGUCAUUUUGACAUAGGAGAACAAACUGGCCACAAAGUAGAUGCCAAGAAUGUGUCUAACUCUAUGAGAAAAGCAAAGAAUCCAGAUGGUUCGCGUUUGUUCCAAAAAUCAGAUUUCCUGUCACCGCAGCAAAUUGCAAGCUUUUUUUCUCGCUUGGCUAAAAAAAGAAGACAAGUUGAUUAUAGUGAUACAGAAGAUGAGGUCGAGGAAGACGAGUUCAAAGAAAUGUCAAACGAAGAGAACUUUGAAAACCUAACAAAUGAAAUUUUGAAUGAAAUUUCUAUUUCCCAUCCAAUAAUGUUUGAAACACACAACAUCUGCGAACUGGCUACAAACUCCAAAGUUGUCCAAAUUCUCUGUACGUAUGCUCCAAGAUAUUUGCAAAUUUUUUGA
This is a messenger RNA of Paramuricea clavata, 1067 nucleotides long. The record is from the annotation of a GenBank genome assembly. Lineage: Eukaryota; Metazoa; Cnidaria; Anthozoa; Malacalcyonacea; Plexauridae.